Messenger RNA from Dermacentor silvarum, 1001 nucleotides. RefSeq names its product THAP domain-containing protein 5-like. The record is from RefSeq and is a predicted model, not a curated record. Gene Ontology annotation, molecular function: sequence-specific DNA binding. NCBI's taxonomy places the organism in Eukaryota, Metazoa, Arthropoda, Arachnida, Ixodida, Ixodidae. Bases 238 to 978 code for a protein of 246 amino acids. The transcript has 3 exons.
GCCUACAUACGGGACUUCCGUCUAGAGUGGUGUCAGCCUUUGACACACCACAUGCCGCCGGCCGCCAAAACACAUAGUUGCCCGACAGAGACGCAGCGCCAUCUUGGUCCCCACACCAGUUUGCUCUGUGCUUGCCGCCGUGAGCCGUGCAGCGGAAUCGCGUUUAAUCCUCGUCUAGGCAGCGUCGAAGGCUGUGGAAACGUGUUAAAUGCGGUCAGCGAAGCCUGAGGAGCAAAAAUGCCUGGUUGUUGCGUACCUCUGUGCACUAACCACUGCAGGAAGGGCGUGCGAAUGUUUCGCUUCCCAACCAGCCCGAGCCGAAGAAAACGCUGGCUCGCGCAAGUGAAGCGAGACUGCUGGGAGCCCACCACAGCUUCACGUGUUUGCUAUGCUCAUUUCGAAGAUUCAAGCUUCGAACAGAAAAGGCAAGAUGGCUUGAAGAAAUUGAGGCCAGAUGCCGUUCCAACAGUUUUUGCUUUUCGAGCCGCCCCCAAACAUCGGAAGCCACCAAAGAAGCGCAGCUGUCCUGUGCAGCCUUCCUGCGAUGCCACCCCUGCAACUUCCCCGGAGCCACACCAGCCUUUAGAUAGCGAUUCGACUAAGAUGGAUGACAGUGCUCCAGUGCCAACCUUAGUUGUAGAAGAAGAAUCUUGUCAUGCCGGAAAUGAAAACGCUCAUGAAUUGACAUCUGCGAUGGCACCGUGCUUGUUCCCACAGCACCCCAAAGGCAUUCCUGUUCCAAACAGCACGAACAGUGUUGGUCAGUCACGCGAUGUCAGCGCCACACAUCAACCAUUUGGAGGCAAUGCAGGCUCAUCUUCGGUGACCAUCGGGCAAGAAAAUGCAGAGUUACGCAAGAAAACUAGUGAUCUCACUCGCAAGUACAUAAACUUGCAGAGGGUUCACGAUAAAACAAGGUUGAAGCUACAGAGCCUGAGAAAAAAGUGUCCUCACUUGAAAAAGAAGUGUGCGCACUGAAAUCGGCAUCAUUUCUCAAUGAA